Mercenaria mercenaria is the source of this 1381-nucleotide messenger RNA. RefSeq names its product transmembrane protein 230-like. Gene Ontology annotation, cellular component: endomembrane system. Bases 129 to 470 code for a protein of 113 amino acids. NCBI's taxonomy places the organism in Eukaryota, Metazoa, Mollusca, Bivalvia, Venerida, Veneridae. The record is from RefSeq and is a predicted model, not a curated record. The transcript is spliced from 4 exons.
GUCGAUUGUUUACUUCCGGGUUCCAAACAAAACGUUGUUUACAAAGUUUUCUUGUCGAUUUCUAGUGCCUUUGAUGACUGACAGUAAAGUACGAGGUAUAUUAGACUUCAACAUACAUAGACGCAAAAAUGAGGAGAAAUAUGUCUGGUGAAACAAAAGUCAAGUACAAGAAAAUGAACAGAAACAAGGAUGAUUUCUUAGAUAUACAGUUUCAGAAACCUCCUCCUAAGUUUCCAACAAAAGCAAUUGCCCUUGCUACAACAUUAUUUGUGGUUGGAAGUGUUCUUCUAGUGGUAGGAUCUCUGCUCAUGACUGGAUACAUUGAUGCAAAGUAUGGAGACAGAACAUGGCCUGUGUUAAUUCUGGGAUCUAUUAUGUUUAUUCCGGGAUUCUACCAUGUAAGGAUAGCAUACUAUGCAUACAAAGGUUAUGCUGGAUUCUCGUAUGAAGACAUUCCAGAAUUUGAGUGAUAAGGCAUUUAUUGGACUACUUUUCUCAACUUAUUUAUUUAUUUAUGGUAUUAGUGUAUAUUUGCAAAAUGGAUUAUGGCUAAAGUUAGUGUUAUAGGUCCUUGGUUAUAGAACUGAAUUUUGUAAACCAGUCUCGGUAUCCCAGCAUCUCAUUGGCUGUUUUUUAAUCACAAUCUUUGAACUGACCAAUGACAAGCCUGCAGCCUUAGACUGGUUCCAAAAAUCAGUUUAAUAAUUUUUGACCUUGGAAAUAUGAUCUCUUUACCUCAUACAUGUAUUUGGUGGCACUGUCAAUGUACUGUAGUCAUUUUAGAAGUUUACAGAAUGUUGAAAAGGUAGCAAAAUAUUUGGUACUAUUAAACUUGUCUGUCAAUAUAUGUUAGGGAUAUUUGUACGUUUUGGAGACAAAACAUAAUAAUUAUAAUGAUACAGGCAAGCAUGAAUGAUAUGGGAUAUUGUUAACCUGAGAAAAGUACUAACGCUCAAGGUGUUAGUCAAGGGUGUUACCACUUUUUUAAAGCUGACAGUAAAAUAAAAAACAAUGAUCACUCAGUCGCAAGUAGAUGAGCAAAAUGUUUUAGUUAUCCAGAUUCAGAGAUGUCCAGUUAGCAGAGAAAAAAAUACAUAGAGGCCAACUUAGAUUGGAUAUUUAAGUUCAUGUGUCAUUAACAGAUUGCCAUCAGAAGGAACUGUGAUGUGUGAUAAAACACACUUGUGAAAUUUACAAGUUAAGUGUUGUUAAUGGUGUCUCAUGUCUCUUGUCUUGGUUUUCUUUUGAUGAAAGAUAUUUCAAUCUUAAUAUAACUAUGAAACAAACUGAUAUUCUCAAAUUCAGGUGUUCCUUACUUGGUCUAAAUAAAUCAAGGUUGUGAAGAAAAUAUGUUAGUUUUUCUUCCUUUUGAAACAUUGAA